Molecule: messenger RNA, 3316 nt
Organism: Ostrea edulis (European flat oyster)
Lineage: Eukaryota; Metazoa; Mollusca; Bivalvia; Ostreida; Ostreidae
Product: gamma-tubulin complex component 3-like
Exons: 24
Coding region: 102-2828 (908 amino acids)
Biological process (GO): spindle assembly; mitotic cell cycle; cytoplasmic microtubule organization
Cellular component (GO): gamma-tubulin small complex; equatorial microtubule organizing center; spindle pole
Molecular function (GO): gamma-tubulin binding; microtubule minus-end binding
Source: RefSeq, a predicted model, not a curated record
AAUCCGCUAGAUUUUUCCUUAGCGCGGCAAAACAAAAAUGGCUGCAAACAUAUGAUAGUUUUUGAAAACGGCCAAUCUCAUAAUAAGUUACUUUUCAAACAAUGAGUUCAAGGAGAGGAAAUGAUCCUGAAACAAUAACAUUGUUGUUACAGAAGCUGUGUCUGAAGAUAACAGGAUUGUCUGACGACGCAGUUCAGCCUCUCCUGCAACAUUCAUUGAGAAUUCUAACAAGCAAUUAUGAAUCAACAGUUGAUCAUGAUGAGUUCCAGGUUGCUGAAAAGAUUAAAAGGCGGUUGGUGAGGAAAGGCAAAGAGAAGGAUGCAGUUGUUUUUCUUGAACUUCAUCGCAAACUCCAGGCCCAGGGUGUGAUAAAGAAUAGAUGGGCAGUCCUAUAUCUGUUGAUGUCUCUAAGUGACAGCUCUGAGAAGGCUAGUACUAGAGUUCGGCAGGUUGGAUUAAGCAAUACUCUGUUUGCUGGCAACCUAGCAGGACAUGCAACAUCCACACCGUUUCACCCAGCAGCAAGAGGACAUGCUGGCUAUGGCGACACCACAACUCUGCGUAGCAACAGUACACUCCCCUCUGCACACACCUCGGGAAGCAGUGGGAUAAGCAGUAUCUAUGGCGACAUCCAUAGUAACGACCCCACUCCAGUGCCACAUUCAUACAUGCCAUUACCACUGUAUACAGGCAUGGAUUCAAAUCGAAACCACACCAAUGUGGGCAUGCGAUUAGCUUCUACAUUGUCCAGUGAUAAAGGUUCCUCAACAGCAAUGGUACCACAUCGAGGAAGAACAUCAAAGAAGACCACCAUCACAGUACACAGGACUGAUCAAUCAUCAGAAGAAUUACCAGAGGCUGUGAUUAUAAGGGACUUGGUGUAUGCAUUUCAAGGAAUAGAAGGGAGAUGGAUCAGAUUUGAUCCAACAAAGGAAGGGUAUAGAAUUAAUCCCAAGGCAGGUAUACCUAAAGCUAUUCGACAACUGGUCAGCAAAUUAACAGAAUGUGGGUGGCUAUUUAACAAAACCAAGUCCUAUGUAGAAAACAAAAGUGCUGACAAAACCUUUGGCUUAGUGGGAAAGAGCUUCUGUGCUGCCUUGCAUGAAGAAUUGACAGAAUACUACAGACUUAUUGCGGUGUUGGAAGGACAGAUACUGAGUGAAGGAGACAGAACAGGUUGUCAGGGACUGACCUUGAGACAGCUUGUUUUGUGGACGUUUGACCCCUUACAGAGACUCAAGUGCCUUGCAACCAUUGUUGAUGUGUGUCGAGGAAAGAAAGGAGGGGCUCUAGCUUCAGCUCUGUAUUCCUACAUGCAGCAUGGAGACCCCUUUAUACAGACACUCAUACAGCACAUACUGAAUAUGGUAGCGCAGCCUAUCUACGUUGGACUGGUCAGCUGGAUGUAUGAUGGUGAGCUGGAGGACAUGCAUGAUGAAUUGUUUGUGGCCUCGGAUCCCACAGUGAAGAAUGACCGGCUGUGGCAUGAUAAAUACAGUCUUCGUAAAUCCAUGAUUCCCAAUUUCAUCACCAGGGAGCAGGCUAAUAGAAUACUGUUGACUGGCAAGUCCAUUAAUUACCUGAGACAAGUUUGUCAGGACCGAACCCCAACCAAAGGGAGACAAAUCAUAACAAGCAUGGACUCUAGUCAAGCUGAUGUUUUGUUCCGCCAGGACACUACCGGCGAGUUCCAACACAUGGUGGACCGCGUAUAUAAAGAGACCAGUCGCCAUCUCCUAGAUGUUCUCAACACCAAAUACAAAUUCCUAGAACAUUUAAAGGCGAUGCGGAGAUAUUUGCUGUUGGGACAAGGAGACUUUAUACGCCAUCUCAUGGACUUGUUACUAGAUGAUCUUGCCAAACCAGCCAGUAAUUUAUACCUACACAAUCUGACCGGGAUAUUGGAAACUGCUAUCAGGGCCACCAAUGCCCAGUUCGAUGACUCCGACAUCCUGAAGAGACUGGACGUUAGGUUACUUGAGGUGUCGCCGGGAGACAAAGGCUGGGAUGUGUUUAGUUUGGAAUAUCAUGUAGACGGACCGAUAAGAACUAUUUUCACUCCUCAAUGCAUGAUGUCACUGCUGAGAAUUUUCAACUUUCUGUGGCGUGCAAAAAGAAUGGAAUACAUUUUGGCCAUUGUGUGGAAAAAUCAAAUGUCCAAUUCCAGGUCACUCCGCCGCAUCCCAGAAUUAUCUGGUAUUCUUCAUCAAUGCCAUGUUUUGGCCAGUGAAAUGGUUCACUUCAUUCAACAAGUGCAAUAUUAUAUUAAUUUUGAGGUGUUGGAGUGUUCUUGGGAUGAGCUGCUGACCAAAGUAAAAGAAGCUGAGGACUUUGAUAACAUCAUAGCAGCCCACCAAGUCUUCCUCAAUACGGUCAUCAGCAGGUGUCUUUUAGACGAGCAGUCCAGGGACAUUUUGACCCAGCUGAGAACGAUCUUCGACCUCAUCAUUGACUUCCAGACUGCUCAGAGCGAGUUUUAUGAGGAAGCUAAUGAUGAACUGCAGGCUCGUCAGCACUAUGAAAAACUACAGCAAAUGAGAAGUCAAAAGGGAGAUUGGGCUUUAACAGAGGAAUAUGAGGAGGAAGAAAAUGUAAGGAGAGUGGAGUUCCUGAGGAACAUCAUACCGUCUAAAAGGGCUCGAUUUAAAGUCUUGUCCCAGUCUUACCAGGAUAUGGUUAAACAGUUCUUAGUCAUGCUUACCUACCACAAGGAUGUGAGUUUACGAUUUCUCAGUUUCCGGUUGGAUUUCAACGAACACUACAAGGCAAAAGAACCCAAGUUACGAAGUCCCUCCGUGCACCGACUGUCUCGAUCUGCUGUUUCAUAGAAACUGCUCUUGUAUGUUAGUGUAUUUGUUUUUCUGUUGACAGAACAUCAGACUUGGGACAUUUUGUUUGCAGAUUUAAAAAUAUUGAAUUAAUGCCAUUACUUGUGUGGCUCAUGUUGAAAUAUGAAAAUAUUCAUUUGAAUUAGGAAAGGUCUGUGAUGUAGAAUAUAUACAUGUACAUUGAUUUAUUUUCUUCAAUUUAUGAAUUGCCAGAAAUUUCGUGAUCAGAAAAUAUGAUACGCACUUCGUGAAAGUUGUCUGUCCUCAUAGUCACAAUUACUAGUAUUUUUUAGAGAAUAUAUUUUUCUGGGAUUGCUAGUUUAAUUGUUAAAGGGAGUGAGGGUCUAUAUUUAUACAAUGCCUGCUGAUAAUUGCAUAGAAUCUCCUUUGUUGUAUACAUGUAUGUACAUAAUUUAUAAAUCUUACUAGUAAUGAAUAAAUGGAUGUUAAAAUUUAUGUUAUAUUGUUGAAUAAAUUGUUGAUGUUUA